AUGUUUGAACAACUAAAAGAAAUAAUAAGCAAUCAAAAUUCUUCACAAGAAGAAAAAGAAAUUGCUUUUUUGGAAAUUCAAAAAAACAAUAUUAGUACUAGGAAUUAUAAUGCACUUAGAGAAAACAUUACUUCUAUACGGGAAUACUGGUCUAACAUUACAACUGCUAGGUUAACCAAAAUUAUUAAAAAAAUAUUUAAUAUGAUUCCUUGCGAAUAUGAAACAUUAGAAAAUAUGCUUAAUGUUCUUGAUGAUCUUAUUUUAUGGGCUGAAAAGGAUAAUAAAAACUUACUUAGACUAGACCUUGAAUGUAAGAGAAUCUAUGUGUACAUUUUUUUAGGAAAAUAUCAUGACGCCCUUGUGAAAAUAAAAGAUAUUGCAAAAGAUCUUAAAAAAUUUGAUGAUAAAAAUAAUCUUAUAAGCCUUUAUGUCUACGAGUCUAAAGCCUUUUACAAGAUAAAAAAUCCAAAUCGUGCAAAAGCCAGUCUUACAGCUGCCAGAGCCUUAGCAGUUAGUACUUAUUGUUCGUAUGAACUACAAGCACAGAUUGAUCUUUUAAAUGGAAUGUAUUUAUGCGAUGAAAGAAAUUAUAAAAUAGCAUUUUCUUAUUUUUUAGAAGCAAUGGAAGGAUUUACAAUUGACAAAAAAUGCGAAUUUGCAUGUGUUUCUUUAAGAUAUUUAAUUCUUAGUAAAAUUAUAAGUAAAAAUCAAAAUGAAAUAGAAAUGCUGUUUAAAAAUAAAAAUGCUGCUCCUUAUUCGAAUGAUAAUUUAGUUAAGUUACUUAUAGAAAUUGGACAGUGUUGUACUGAUAGAAAUUUACGAAGAUAUCUUAGUCUUAUGGAAAAUAAUCGACAAAUACUUGAAAGUGAUGAAUUUCUUUUUUCUCACCUUGGAUACUUGUAUGAUAUUUUGUUAGAAAAUAAUAUUAUAAAAAUUAUUGAAUCUUAUUCUGUUGUUUAUUUAGAACUUAUUUCUAAAAAUUUAAAUUUUGAAGUAGAGAUAAUUGAAGAAAAAAUAAGAAAAAUGAUUUUAGAUGGAAAAAUUAAUGGAAUAUUAAAUCAUAGUGAUAUGUCACUUAUUUUAUACAAUAACAUAAAUGAACACGCAUUUGAAAAAGAUUGUUUAGUGCAAAUUGAAAAACUAAAAAAGAUUUGUCAAAUAAAUAAAAGCUAA
Vairimorpha ceranae is the source of this 1173-nucleotide messenger RNA. Its product is annotated as 26s proteasome non-atpase regulatory subunit 11. The coding region runs from base 1 to 1173 and encodes 390 amino acids. Gene Ontology annotation, molecular function: structural molecule activity. The transcript has a single exon. Gene Ontology annotation, biological process: ubiquitin-dependent protein catabolic process. Gene Ontology annotation, cellular component: proteasome regulatory particle, lid subcomplex. NCBI's taxonomy places the organism in Eukaryota, Fungi, Microsporidia, Nosematidae. The record is from RefSeq and is a predicted model, not a curated record.